AUGGGAUCUAAAGGGCCUCCUCCAGUGACAAUCCAUGUGACAGGUUUCAAGAAAUUCUGUGGAGUUUCAGAGAAUCCAACUGAGACAAUUGUUAGUAAUCUGAAAGAGUAUAUGAAGAAAAAAGGUUUGCCCAGAGGGCUGAUCCUUGGCAAUUGUGUUAUCCUCGAGACUGCAGGACAAGGAGCUGUUGUUCCCUUGUAUCAGACAUUACAAUCUGCUUUGGGCCCAGAGAAUUCUGGAUCAGCGAAUAAUUCAAGGAGAAUUAUUUGGCUACAUUUUGGAGUUGAUAUUGGAGCCACAAGGUUUGCUAUUGAGAGUCAAGCUGUCAAUGAAGCUACAUUUUAUUGUCCAGAUGAGAUGGGAUGGGAACCUCAGGUCUGA
This is a messenger RNA of Thlaspi arvense, 381 nucleotides long. NCBI's taxonomy places the organism in Eukaryota, Viridiplantae, Streptophyta, Magnoliopsida, Brassicales, Brassicaceae. The record is from the annotation of a GenBank genome assembly.